Molecule: messenger RNA, 1935 nt
Organism: Phycomyces blakesleeanus NRRL 1555(-)
Lineage: Eukaryota; Fungi; Mucoromycota; Mucoromycetes; Mucorales; Phycomycetaceae
Exons: 1
Coding region: 1-1935 (644 amino acids)
Molecular function (GO): protein binding
Source: RefSeq, a predicted model, not a curated record
AUGUUGACCAAUGUCUUGCCAUUCGAAAUCCUUGGAAUUAUCUCGACAUUUAUUUCUACGGAUGACAUAUUAGUCUGCACAACAGUCUGCAAAGCUUGGAAUGCACCAUUUAAAGACACUCUAUGGGAGACAGUCAACAUUAAGACUAGCGAAAGACUGAAAGCCAUAUGUACCGUAUCUCACACUGAAAAAAAUAUCUAUCAGGCCAACGGCAACCGUGUUCAGACCUUGAGUUUCAGAAAGAUGAUCCGAAUGAAUGAUAGCCAACUUCACACAAUACAAACGUACUUCCAGCGAGUAAAGAACGUGCACAUGCCACUCGGUAGUUUGACAAAAGAAGAUUUUGGACUGACGGCUGAUUGGAGUCUCUGGAAAUCAUUGAUAAAUUUGGAAAUAUUUAUGCCAGCAUUGACUUUGGAUAAUCAAAAGGAAGAACUCCUUAAUAUUUUAUCGUUUCUACCAUGCCUCAAACGACUGGAUCUUGCGCAAGAGUAUAGUUAUAGGGUUCAGCCCUACACAUGGGAAACAUUAGAGUCAAUACACGAAUACUUAUCACAGCUUGAACAUUUAAGACUGCAUCUAUUUCUUCAUCCAAUUCCAACAAAAGACGUCUUGUUGAUCAAAGACGUUAUUCCAGCAACACACAUGGCUUCCGCAGAAUUUCUCGGGCAUAACAUGGAUCACGAAUGGCUGUUUUACUUUGCUAUGAAAUAUCCAAAUAUCCAAACCUUGAACGCAAAGGCAAUAUACAAAAACCAGUUGGAAGAAUAUACCCAAAACGACGAAACAAUAGAUACAGUACCUGAAGUCUCACAACAGUUUUCACGAAUCAAAAAAGUGACACUGCGUCAAGAAGUGAUUCAAGGACUACAUUACGACGCGUUUUGGAGACUUUUUCAUGAGCUCGUUAGAUCCGUUAAAUCAUUAGAAUACAACCUUCAACUAAAAGAUGCUGUGAGUGGGCAACAAAAAGACACUGUACGAGACGCAAUCUGUUUUCGCUCAGAAACUCUCGAAAAAUUAAUUUUAAGAGUCAAAUCCAGAUUUAGUAUCCCAAGUAUCCUUUUCACAAACCUCGGAAUAUGUCCUCGUCUGGUGGAUCUAACAAUGGAAGUCUCCAACGCAGCCAUAGAAUUCGAUGUUCUUUUGGAUAACUGUGCGCUCCUCAACAAGGUCAGAUUCAGAGAUCAACGGAUUGUUCUAAGCUCUGAUCCUUCCAAGCCUGUAGUCCACCACGGAUUACAGUCAAUAGAACUUUACAUGUCUAGCAUUGACGCAGACGUUUUCAAAUAUACAUCUUCUCGCUGCUGGCAUCUGAGUAAACUGAGACUACAGACUGUCAGGGUACCGGUGUCAAUAGCACCGGAGACAGGUGUUUUCUGUAUUGAUAUGUCCUACACACAUUUUGAUGUCUUGAAUCUCGAAGGAGUCAAAUUUGAUUUAUUGGAUGAUAAUGAUGAAUAUGAUGAAUACGACGAAGACGACGAUGAAUACGAUUUGUUGCAAUACGAAGAAUACAAUGUGAAUCUGAUAGCUAUCGAAAGAAUUCAUUCUAAAUCAAAACACGCCAGCUGUACAGACAGUGUAGUCUUAUUUGAAAACGUGCCUCCGACAACUGUAGACAAACGAUUGUGGUUUCAUCAAUAUUGGGAGGCGACAAUUAAUAACGAAAAGAAAGAAGCACGGAUGCUCGAAAGACAAGAAACUCGUUUUGCUGAGAACUAUUUCAAAUACUUUGCCUUAAACAGUGGAUCAACCCCUUGUACAUAUAAAUCCAGGUUUCCGGGAGGGUUGGUGAAGAAACCAUUUUGGAAGGAGGAUCUAGGACGAGGUUACUUAUUGCUGCGAUGUGGAUAUGUCGGCAACUAUAUCAUUAAUGAAUCUUUGUUUGACCAUGAUAUAAAGCUUCCGUGGUAUGCAAUAUUUUCUUUAUAA